Amphimedon queenslandica is the source of this 666-nucleotide messenger RNA. Its product is annotated as proteasome subunit alpha type-3-like. The transcript has 7 exons. Lineage: Eukaryota; Metazoa; Porifera; Demospongiae; Haplosclerida; Niphatidae. The coding region runs from base 65 to 523 and encodes 152 amino acids. Gene Ontology annotation, cellular component: proteasome core complex. The record is from RefSeq and is a predicted model, not a curated record.
UGUUGUUGUUUUUUAAUUAAAGGUUGUGAGAAGAGCAAGAAAUGAGGCAUCCAACUUUAGAUUCAUGUUGAACGAAGCAAUACCAAUAGAGCAUCUCAUUGAUAGAGUCUCUGGUUAUGUUCAUGCCCACACUCUCUACAGUGCUGUACGUCCAUUUGGGUUCAACCUUAUGUUUGGUAGCAGCGGACCAGAAGGACCAAGACUUUAUAUGAUUGAUCCAUCAGGAGUUUACUGGGGUUAUUUUGGUUGUGCAAUUGGUAAAGGGAAGCAAGCAGCAAAGACAGAAAUUGAAAAAUUGAAAUUACAAGAGUUGACUUGUAGGGAAGCAAUCAAUGAAGCAGCUAAAAUUAUAUACAAAGUCCAUGACGAAGUGAAGGACAAAGCCUUUGAACUGGAGCUUAGUUGGGUAGGAGAAGUAAGUAAAGGAUUCCACCAGCUGGUGCCUGAGGAUGUCUUUGCAGCAGCAGAACAAUUUGCAAAGGAUGCUGUGAAGGAGACCGAUUCUGAGGAGGAAGAUUUAUAAAUAUGUCACAGUACUAAUUGAACUAAAGACACCAUCUCUCCUUCUCUCUUAUUAAUUAUUCUUAUAAUUAUUACCAUAGUUAUUAUUAUUAUUGUUGUUGUUAUUAUUAAAAUAGUUCACUGUCUGGAUCUGGUGCUAUAUAA